AUGAAAUUUGAAUAUCUUCCUGUGCCAAUGGAUCAAAAACCGCUUAAAAAUCAAGAGUUGCUAAAAUUGAAUGAUACACAUAAUUUACUUAAAUUUUGGCCUACUAAGUUCCACUCUUAUGUAUAUGGUGGUAUAGAACCUACACUACGAGAAUUUCCACACAUGGCAUUAUUAGGUUAUGGUGCCAGCACAAUGAAUGCAGAUGACUGGAGAUGCGGAGGUUCGCUUAUAAGCGAAAGGUGGAUACUGACUGCUGCGCACUGUCAACAAAGUUCAGGGAAUAUGGCUCGCUGGGCUCGCCUCGGAGUUUUGGCAAGAGUCUUCAAUGAAAGCAACGUAAAUCGUCCCAAAGACUAUCAAAUAGUAGAACAUGUAAUACAUCCUGAUUAUAAGCCUCCUUCACUUUACAACGAUAUAGCUCUCUUCCGUUUGGAAAGGGACGUCGAAUUCUCCGAAGAAGUGAGACCAAUCUGUCUCAACUCUGAUCCGUCUUUAACACCGUCGAAACAGAUAGUUACUGGUUGGGGACGAAUUUCUACGGCUGGACCUGUUAGUGACACUUUGUUAAAAGUAUAUUUGGAUAUUUUCCCGAUAAAACAGUGCAAUGAAAGUUAUUUUUCAAAUAAUAAUUCAAAAUUAGAAUUUGGCAUAUUACCUGACAGUAUGAUAUGCGCGGGUUCGUUUGAUGGCAAAAGAGACAGUUGUACGGGUGAUUCGGGAGGUCCUCUUCAAGUAAGACAUGCUGACAUCGCCGAAAUGUAUACACAAUACGGAAUUACAUCUUUUAGGAGAUUUUGUGGUGACAAGGACACCCCCGGAAUUUAUACUAGAGUAGCAAAAUACAUAUCGUGGAUCGAAAAAAUAGCGUUUUUAAAUAACUAA
Macrosiphum euphorbiae (potato aphid) is the source of this 882-nucleotide messenger RNA. The record is from the annotation of a GenBank genome assembly. Lineage: Eukaryota; Metazoa; Arthropoda; Insecta; Hemiptera; Aphididae.